Aphis gossypii (cotton aphid) is the source of this 765-nucleotide messenger RNA. RefSeq lists its product as uncharacterized. Lineage: Eukaryota; Metazoa; Arthropoda; Insecta; Hemiptera; Aphididae. The transcript is spliced from 7 exons. The record is from RefSeq and is a predicted model, not a curated record. Bases 1 to 624 code for a protein of 207 amino acids.
AUGAGAAAUUUUAGCAAAGCUUGGAAUAAAAAAGUAUAUGAGUCAACUGACUGUGAAGAUGAAAGAGUUCAAACAAAUAAAAAACGCUCACUAUCUGUGACCAGUGACAGUGAUAGUAAAGAGCCUGUACCAAUAUUUACAUAUGACGAUGGCUAUGAAAAUUUAAGCUGUAAUUCAGAUUCAACGCCCAUUACAGUUUAUCCUGCUUCAACUUCAAAAUCUAACCUUGAAAUACAACAGGUACAAAAUAGUUAUGAAGAACUAAAUUUUUCAAAUUUAGCAAAUGUUGUGUUAUCUGAAAAUCAUUCGGCUGAACCGUUGCCAAGUACAUCUGAUGAAUAUCCAAAACAAUUUAAGAGAAUUAAAAAUAUUGGAUCUAUCUCUAAUCGUCAAUUUAAGAGACGAAUUAAAGCUCAAAUAGAAGCCAUUUCCAAUUUAUCACAAAAAUGUACAGUUGUUAGUACAAGUAUUACAAUAACAACGACAACAACAACAACAACAACACCAGCCAACAUUUUAGAAAUGUUAAAUAUAAAAUGUUCUGUAUUCAAUUGUGUGGCAAUACAUCAAUUGUUGUUACAUUGUGCCACAAUGCACAAUUUUAAUAAAUUACUUUAUAUUUAAGUAUAUUAUACCUAUAUUUUUAUGUUUUUUUAAAUAUACUAUCUACAGUUUUUGUUAUAUUAUUCAAAAUUAAAUAUAUUAUUAAAAUGUAUACCUACUUGUUUAUUAUUCAGUUAAUAUUGGAAUAAUUAUAAUUUUAUU